AUGGAGGGCGGCGGAGGCGCCUACGGGGCGGCCAAGGCCGGCGGUGCCUUCGACCUGGUGCGCUUCGUGCAGCAGCCGCAGGUGGUGGCGCGGAUCGUCAGCGCGGUCUUCGCCCUGAUCGUGUUCGCCUGCCUGGUCGGGGAUGGCUACAUGAGCCGGCCCGAGAACCCGCAGCUCUACUGCAUCUUCAACCACAACGAGGACGCCUGUCGCUACGGCAUCGGCAUCGGCGUCCUCGCCUUCCUCGCCUGCAUCUUCUUCUUCAUGGUGGACGUCUAUUUCCCCCAGAUCAGCAACACUACGGACCGCAAGUACCUGGUCCUGGCCGACCUCGGCUUCUCAGGUCUCUGGACUUUCCUGUGGUUCAUCGGCUUCUGUUUCUUGACCAACCAGUGGUCCUGGACACGGGCUGAGGAUGUGUUCAUCGGAGCGGACUCUGCCCGCGCUGCCAUCACCUUCAGCUUCUUCUCCAUCUUCUCCUGGGCACUCCUGCUCACCUUUGCUUACAAGAGGUACAAAAUGGGGGUGGAGGACUUUGCUCAAAGCUAUGCUGACCCCAGCCCGGGGGUUCCGACUCCCUACUCCAGCUAUCCCAACAUCAGCCACGAGAGCUACCAGCAGCCGCCCUUCACGCACACGGCGGAGGCCCCGGAGGGCUAUCAGCCUCCCCCGGUGUACUGAGCCCUGGCUGGCUCCCGCGGGACGGCUGAACAGUGCAAUUCCU
This is a messenger RNA of Agelaius phoeniceus (red-winged blackbird), 724 nucleotides long. RefSeq names its product synaptogyrin 2 (gene SYNGR2). NCBI's taxonomy places the organism in Eukaryota, Metazoa, Chordata, Aves, Passeriformes, Icteridae. The record is from RefSeq and is a predicted model, not a curated record. Gene Ontology annotation, cellular component: synaptic vesicle membrane; neuromuscular junction.